This is a messenger RNA of Acomys russatus (golden spiny mouse), 2218 nucleotides long. It is a transcript of the gene Gad1, whose product is annotated as glutamate decarboxylase 1. Gene Ontology annotation, biological process: GABA biosynthetic process. NCBI's taxonomy places the organism in Eukaryota, Metazoa, Chordata, Mammalia, Rodentia, Muridae. The transcript has 17 exons. The record is from RefSeq and is a predicted model, not a curated record. The coding region runs from base 246 to 2030 and encodes 594 amino acids. Gene Ontology annotation, molecular function: pyridoxal phosphate binding; glutamate decarboxylase activity. Gene Ontology annotation, cellular component: cytoplasm; presynaptic active zone.
UCUCCGGAUCUCUCUCUCUUCUCUCCAGGCUCUCGCGUGCCGGACCAGAGAUCGUGCAAGCAAAGAAGCAACCUGGCUUAACACCCAGCACGUACGCCUGUAGCAGAGCCGAGCCGAGCCAAGCUGAGAACGCUUCGCAGAGGAACCGCUGGAGGGUCCAGGUCGCGAACGCUGAACCGAGCCUGUUCCUGCGCCCAACCCGAAGAGGACCCUUGAACUGUGAAAACCCCAGGACCACCGUACUGAUGGCAUCUUCUACUCCUUCGUCUGCAACCUCCUCGAACGCGGGAGCGGAUCCUAAUACUACCAACCUGCGCCCUACAACAUAUGAUACCUGGUGUGGCGUGGCCCAUGGAUGCACCAGGAAACUGGGUCUGAAGAUCUGUGGCUUUUUGCAGAGGACCAACAGCCUGGAAGAGAAGAGUCGCCUUGUGAGCGCCUUCAGAGAGAGGCAAUCCUCUAAGAACCUACUUUCCUGUGAAAACAGCGAUUCUGGUGGUGCCCGCUUCCGGCGCGCAGAGACAGAUUUCUCCAACCUGUUUGCUCAAGAUCUGCUGCCAGCCAAGAAUGGGGAGGAGCAAACAGUGCAGUUCCUGCUGGAGGUGGUGGACAUCCUCCUCAACUACGUCCGCAAGACGUUUGACCGCUCCACCAAAGUGUUGGACUUCCACCACCCACACCAGUUGCUGGAAGGCAUGGAGGGUUUUAAUUUGGAGCUGUCUGACCACCCUGAGUCUCUGGAACAGAUCUUGGUUGACUGUAGAGACACCCUGAAGUAUGGGGUUCGUACAGGUCAUCCUCGGUUUUUCAACCAGCUCUCUACUGGUUUGGAUAUCAUUGGCUUAGCUGGCGAAUGGCUGACAUCAACCGCCAACACCAAUAUGUUUACAUAUGAAAUUGCACCCGUGUUUGUCCUCAUGGAACAGAUAACACUUAAGAAGAUGAGAGAGAUCGUCGGAUGGUCAAGCAAAGAUGGUGAUGGGAUAUUUUCUCCUGGGGGAGCCAUAUCCAACAUGUACAGUAUCAUGGCUGCUCGCUACAAGUACUUUCCAGAAGUUAAGACAAAAGGCAUGGCAGCUGUGCCCAAACUGGUCCUCUUCACCUCAGAACACAGUCACUAUUCCAUAAAGAAAGCCGGGGCUGCACUCGGCUUUGGAACCGACAAUGUGAUUUUGAUAAAGUGCAAUGAAAGGGGGAAGAUAAUUCCAGCUGAUUUAGAGGCAAAAAUUCUUGAAGCCAAGCAAAAGGGAUAUGUUCCCCUCUAUGUCAACGCAACUGCAGGCACAACUGUUUAUGGAGCUUUUGACCCAAUACAGGAGAUUGCAGACAUAUGUGAGAAAUACAACCUUUGGCUACAUGUUGACGCUGCCUGGGGCGGUGGACUGCUCAUGUCUCGGAAGCACCGCCACAAACUCAGCGGCAUAGAGAGGGCCAAUUCAGUCACCUGGAACCCUCACAAGAUGAUGGGUGUGUUGCUCCAGUGUUCAGCCAUUCUGGUCAAGGAAAAGGGUAUACUCCAAGGAUGCAACCAGAUGUGUGCAGGGUACCUCUUCCAGCCUGACAAGCAGUAUGACGUCUCCUAUGACACCGGGGACAAGGCAAUUCAGUGUGGCCGCCACGUGGACAUCUUCAAGUUCUGGCUUAUGUGGAAAGCAAAGGGCACCGUGGGAUUUGAAAAUCAGAUCAACAAAUGCCUGGAGCUGGCUGACUACCUCUACGGCAAGAUUAAAGCCAGAGAAGAAUUUGAGAUGGUUUUCGAUGGUGAGCCCGAGCACACAAAUGUCUGUUUCUGGUAUAUUCCACAAAGCCUCCGAGGGGUUCCAGAUAGCCCUGAGAGACGAGAAAAGCUACACAGGGUGGCACCCAAGAUCAAAGCCCUGAUGAUGGAGUCCGGGACAACCAUGGUUGGCUACCAGCCCCAAGGAGACAAGGCUAACUUCUUCCGAAUGGUCAUCUCCAAUCCAGCGGCCACCCAGUCUGACAUCGAUUUCCUCAUUGAGGAAAUAGAAAGGCUGGGCCAGGGUCUGUAAUUCCCCCCUCAAAAAACCAGGGUCAUCAGCCAUGCCCUUUCCCCUCUGGCACCCUGGACCACAGCUCUGUCAGUAGCUGACACACCUAGGCCAUCUCAUUGAAGAAAAUUAUAAUCUCUUGAAGAAUAUUUGUCACAACCUCACGUAAGCUUGUUUGUUAGAGUUAGCAGGAAAUAAUGUUCUUUUUU